Molecule: messenger RNA, 2075 nt
Organism: Phascolarctos cinereus (koala)
Lineage: Eukaryota; Metazoa; Chordata; Mammalia; Diprotodontia; Phascolarctidae
Product: sialic acid-binding Ig-like lectin 10
Biological process (GO): cell adhesion
Cellular component (GO): plasma membrane
Molecular function (GO): sialic acid binding
Source: RefSeq, a predicted model, not a curated record
GAGCCUUAGUGCUGGCCAGACAGAAGAAGUCAUGAGGCUUGGGGAGUGACAGUGCCUAGAGAGAGCCUGUACCUCUUCUGGUUCAGAGAUGCUGCUGCUGCUGCUGCUGCUGUCAUCCUUGAGGGGGUCCCAAUCCCAAAAAGAAGGAUACAAAUUGGAGGUGUCAUUGUCAGAGACAGUUCAGGAAGGGCUCUGCAUCUAUAUCCCCUGCACCUUCUUCUACCCUGAUUCCUGGAUCAGGACUCGUUCUACCAUGAUUUAUGGCUACUGGUUUAGGAAAGGUUCCUACUUUCUUGAAGAUGUCCUUGUGGCCACAAAUGACCAAAACAAAAAGGUGGAAAAGGAGGAUGUGGGAAGAUUCCACCUAGUCGGGGACCCUAUGGAGGAUAACUGCUCCCUAAGAAUCACAGAUGUCCAGAAAAAGGAUGAAGGACGAUACUUCUUCCGCAUGGAGAGUUGGAUAGAAAAAUUCAGCUACCUAUAUUAUCAGGUCACUCUGAAUGUGAGAGCUCUGACACAGAAGCCAGACAUCUUUAUUCCAGGGAUCCUGGAGCCUGGGCACUCUGUGACACUGAUGUGUGCAGCCCCCUGGGUCUGUCGAGAGGGUACACCCCCCACCUUCUCCUGGACAGGGGCUGCUCUCUCCAACCGGGGACCUAGUCGAGAGACUCCGUAUUUCUCUGAGCUGACCUUCAUCCCGACAUCCCAGGACCAUGGCAUCAGAGUCACCUGUCGGAUGACCUUCCCUGGGGCUGGAGUGAGCACAGAGACAACCGUCCCUCUCAACGUGGCCUAUCCUUUAAGGAACUUUGGAAUCAGCGUUGAUCGGGAAAACGGAGGAGGCGUGGAGUCCUCGUUAAACUUUUCUAUCCUGAAGGAUGAGUCCUUGCGAUUGCUCUGCCGGGCUGACAGCAACCCUCCGGCCAUCCUGAGCUGGGCUCAUGGGGGCCGAGCGGUGCUCUCCUCCUGGUCCUCAGAUGCCGGGACCCUGGUCCUGCAGCUGCCCCACCUUGGGGUAAAGGAUGGAGGGGAAUAUAGCUGCCGAGCUCAGCACCGGAUGGAGACCCAGCAUGCCUCCUUAAACCUCUCUGUGCUAUAUGCUCCGGAGAACCUGAAGGUCAAUGCCUUGGGGCCAAACAGAACAGUUGCUAUCCUGGGAAAUGCCUCAUCUCUGGUGGUCCUGGUGGGAGAGUCCUUGCAGCUGGAGUGUGUUGCAGAGAGCAGUCCCCCUGCCUACAUGAACUGGGCCAAGGGGAGCCAGCCCUUGAACUCUUCCCUUCCCUCCAGUCCUGGGAUCCUGUGUCUAGAACUGGCCCAUGUCCAGCCAGGAGAUGGAGGGGAGUACACCUGCCAAGCUCAGAACCCAUGGGGGACCCAGCACAUCUCCCUGAACCUUUCUGUGCAGUACCCUCCGAGGCUGUUCGACCCCUUUUGCUCAUGGGCUGAUGAGGGCUUACUCUGUACCUGCUGUAUUCAGGCAGAGCCCACCCCAUCUUUAAUCUGGUGGGUGGGGGAGAGAACAGUAGAAGACAAUGGCAACAAUGACCUCCUCCAGGUAAUGUCCACCACCUCUGGGGCCUGGACCAACAGCAGCUUGAUCCUGAGGGAGAAGUGGGACCUUGACCUCAGCCUCCGCUGUGAGGGGAGGAAUCAACAUGGAGCUCACAGUCUUCUUGUCCUGAUGGUGUCAGAUAGAACAAGUAUAGCUGCCCUCGAAUUCUCCAAAGGGGCACUUUUGGGAGCUGGGAUCAUGGCCCUUCUCAUUCUCUGCCUCGUGCUCGCCUAUAAGAAGUUUCUGAGGAUGAAGCAGCUAGAGACUGGGGAGGUAGGGAUCACAGACUCCCAGAGCAACAUGGAGGCGGACUAUGUUAAUCUGGAUAUGAAGCAGGGUAGAAUCCCCAGACCACCACCUUCUGACCCAGUCACCCAAGCCCCACCAGAGGAGCUGCAUUAUGCAUCGAUUAACUUCAGAAGACCCAACCUGAAGAACCCAGAGGAAUCCACUGAGUACUCGGAGGUCAAGUUCUGAUCUGGGGCGAAUAGGGUGGGAGAAGAAAUAAAGAGAAUGCAUUCUA